UUUGUUUCAUUAUUGUUGUUUUUGAGUAUUGUGAGCAUUCUAAUCCACACUCCAUACCAGUUGGUGGCAGUAAUGCACCAAGUCUGCCAACCGCCAAUAAACUUCAAAGAAGAAGAAAAAGAAGAAGACACUAGUGGAACUAUGGCAAAUGACAAGAAUCCCCUGGGACAGCUUAAGGACCUGGUGGAGCUGAAAGACCAGCUGGAGGACAUUCAGAGACGGGUGGAGGAUGAGAUACAAGCUGGGGUUCCUCCUGGAGGCAGUCUGCUUGCGUCUCCUUUCCUGAAGGGGUUUCUGGCUGGGUACAUUGUUGCUAGGCUACGCUCUUCAGCAUUGCUGGGUGUUGCCGUAGGAACCUGUACAGGAAUCUAUGCAGCACAAAAUUAUGCCGUUCCCAACAUUGAAAAUACCAUCAAGGACUACAUAAACAACCUGAAAGGAGGACGCAAAUGAGAGGAGGAAAAGUAAGAUGCAGAAAAGGAGGGGGGAGGAAGAGGAGUUUGCUAGUACAUCUACAUAAUGGGAACAGACAUGUUAAUGUUACAAGUUAAAAACCUUUCAUCUACACCACAUGGAUGAAUGAAUAGGAAAAUUUAGAGUAUAAGGUGAAGCUCAUUCUUUUCAUAUUUCUUUUUUAAUUCAUCUGAACCCUUGUUUCAUGAGUAUGGAGAAGGGGUGACUGAAAUAUCUGUUGUAAUUGACUUACUAUAAUAACAUAUAUGUGGAAAUGAUCAGUUUAUUUAAACACACAACACAUUUCUUCGUUAUGUGGUUAGUGAAUUAAAUUUAGACAAACUGCUACCAUUAAUAAAAUCAUCAUAGCUGCUAUAACUGAUUUCUGAUCCCAACCCUGUCUUGCCUGAAACUAUAUUAUGUGCUUUUUAAUAAUUUUUCAUACUUAAUGAGACCAUCAAUGUCUACAUGUGCAGGCCAGCGAUGUCGGCAAGUUUACCUCCUUACUAAAGGAGCUUCACUUGAGAGUAGCACAUCUCUUUUGCCUUUUUAACAGAUAGAGUGUUGAGGUUCUUUCAGAGGAGCUGCUUUAGAUAUCUUGCCCUUGUUGGCGUCCAAAGUACAGUAGGAAUUAGAGUUUUAGAGACAUGUUUUGUUAUCUUCUUUGGUGUCUUCUGCCCUCUAGUGGUCAGAAAUCAACUAUAGCAGCCUUAUUUAAUCUGCACUUUUAUGCUCAGGGAUGAUGGAGCAUGUAAAACAUUUUCUCACCCUACACCAUGUGGUGCAUCUGUCAAAAUCCUUCAUGGUAAUUCUUACAUUGUUGAGAGGUGUCAGGGCUAAGUCUGUGGUGUCAUGUGAAGUGACUUUACAGGCACAACACAGCUCUGCAUGUGGUCAUUGGUCAGUUUUUUCUUUUUAAAUUAUACUCCUCAUCUCUGUAGAAGUUCCUGAAAAAUCACACUUUAUAACUGUAAAAAUGACUCCUAAUAUGACACACUCCAUUCAAAAAUAAGGAUAAGAAUUUACAGAAAUGUAAUAUUUCUCUAUAUUCCAUCUCACACUGCUAAGAAAAAAAAAAAAGUCAAGAGCUGGGUUAGUGUCAGUCUACUGUCAAUAGGAUGUCAGAUGAAAAUUUACGCCAAAGUGUAAUUUUUGUGCAAAGACGUAGUUUUUAAUUGCACUUGGGAGUUUUUAGCAAAACAGGGUUAAAGUAUUUUAUGUAAAAUAUAUAUCAUGAGUGCCUACUCUUGUCUAGACUUGAUAUUAUCAUCUCAUGCCAUGUGUGCAAUAGCCUUUUCCUGAUGGGAUUUGGCUGCUUAUUUCAUAUGCUGGAAACUAGUUGAUCUUGCACUUCUAUGAAUUUUAUGGAUUGAACGCUGUUACUUUGUUUUGCUGAAAUCAGUAAUCUUGUCUUUUUGUCGCAGAAGUAUCAAAAGAAAAUAAGUGAUAUAGUGACAUUUUUACUUACUUAAAAUGUGGUGUCAUUUGUACAUUGCAGAACUGCAGAACACUAGUCUGAAAACCUAAUUUAUGGAAAAACAACUUAAUAGUGGCAUAUUAAAUAACAUAACAGACAAUAGAGUUUAGAGUUUUCUAAAUGAUCACCAUUACAAUUCACAGAUUUUAAAAACUGAAUGAAUGGAACCAUUUUAUUUCUCAGUUUUCCAGAUUAUUCUCUCCCAGGUGUUGCCCUUGUUGGCAACAUCAAGUGUGAUUCAGCAGGUAAAAUACGUUUAACUGUCAACCAGUUAUAUCUGUUUGAGUUUGAUGGUUCAACAGGCACCAGAAUUUUUUUUAAAAAUGUUUUAUUUUGUAAAUUUCAGGAGGGUGUACUCAAGCUUUUAAUCAUUUUGAUAAGAAAGUUAAGAUAAUCGUAUUUUUGAUGUGGAUGUAGAAACCCAAAAUAUGUCUUGUUUGUAAAGAGAGAUAGGUUUUAGAGUGGGUGUACUCAUUUAUGCUGUACACUCCAGCUAGAUAACCUGUCUAUUAUUUGAAAGUUAUAUGAGUUAUAUAUUUAUUAGGUUUCUCUCCAAUUAAAACCACAUUUCUCAAAGGAAAAAUAUUGAUUGAUGGAAGCAUGCUUAUUUGAGAAAAUAAAAUCUUGCUUAUGCAUCUUUUUCUGCAUAUUACAAAAAGGAAUAAGUUUCUAUUUAAAGAAAGAAAUGUACUAUAUGAAAUGUAAAAAAGAUAUGUAAUGCACUAAGAUGGUUUUCACAUGACAGCGACGUUAGUUUCUCCAGGUACUGUAUCUCUGUCAUUGAAAUGAAUGCAUAGUGUCCACAGUCAGACCCGUGACAGGUAUUAAGCCAUAAAGAAGAAACAGAUUUGAGUUCAGUCUGUGCUCGCUUUAGUUUUUACUUUGACUUUAACAUGUAUUAGAAAAACGUGUACUGUAUGUUUGUUAACUGGAACCCAGAAACAACUUGUGCCUAUUGACAAUCAUUGUGUUGCUGUCCUUUUAUUGCAUGCCAGUCUUAAAAUUUUCUGUCUAUUAUGUGUUUGCAUGUUUUCUCUUGUCCUUUAAGUCAUACCUUUGUUCAAACACAAAUGCUGUGGAAUAUAAAAUAUGACAGGCCAGUUGAUGGUGCUUUAUUUCACUGGCUAAUCUAACCAUCUCAUCAUCAUGGGUUUUCACUCCUGCACAUCAAUGGAGAUGUUUUCAACUUCAACAGUUUGAAAUUCCAUUGUGACUUCAAAAGAAAACCAUGCUGAAACUGUCUUUAAUAGCUUUAUUUGGGUGGCUCCAAUAAAUGGGGAAAAUACAGUUUA
Lates calcarifer (barramundi perch) is the source of this 3222-nucleotide messenger RNA. Its product is annotated as SLC35A4 upstream open reading frame protein. NCBI's taxonomy places the organism in Eukaryota, Metazoa, Chordata, Actinopteri, Centropomidae. The record is from RefSeq and is a predicted model, not a curated record. Bases 73 to 453 code for a protein of 126 amino acids. The transcript is spliced from 3 exons.